AUGUUAGGGAAAAAGAUUGUGUCACUUAAGAAACUAGUAAAAAAGGUGAAGGUUGUAGGUAGAAUUCACCACGACACUGCUCAUAAUAAGUUAUUGAAGGAAUAUGAAAAAGAAGAAGAAGAAAAACAUCCAAUUGCCAAAAAAAGUGGUGUUUUUGCACUAUAUGUUGGAGAGGAACGACAGAGAUACGUUGUUCCAGUUGAUUAUCUUUGUCAUCCUUUAUUCAAGAUGUUGUUGGAGAAAGCAUACAAUGAAUUUGGGUUUCAACAAAGGAAUGGUUUGGUUGUUCCAUGUAGUGUUUUAGCUUUUCAAGAAGUGGUUAAUGCUAUAGAAUGUAAUAAUUGUAAGUUUAGCAUGGAAAAUGUUUUUGAUGAAUUGAUUUGA
Messenger RNA from Lathyrus sativus (Indian pea), 384 nucleotides. The record is from the annotation of a GenBank genome assembly. NCBI's taxonomy places the organism in Eukaryota, Viridiplantae, Streptophyta, Magnoliopsida, Fabales, Fabaceae.